Anolis carolinensis (green anole) is the source of this 4142-nucleotide messenger RNA. Its product is annotated as zinc finger protein 467. The coding region runs from base 217 to 2535 and encodes 772 amino acids. Lineage: Eukaryota; Metazoa; Chordata; Lepidosauria; Squamata; Anolidae. The transcript has 5 exons. The record is from RefSeq and is a predicted model, not a curated record.
GUCAGUCAGUCAGUCAGUCAGUCAGGCGGCCAUCCUUGGCGAGCGAGCGAGCGCGGGAGGGACGGAGGGAGGGGCCGGGCCGGGCCAGGCCUUCGGGGAGGGGCCCCGAUCCCGCUCCUUCUUCCCUUCCUUUCCCGCUUCUUCUCUCUCUGGAAUCCCGGGGAAACAAGGGCUCCGUCCCCAAGGCUGCCGCGGGAUCGGGGCCCGGCUCCCCGGAUGGCCGUCGGCGCCGCCUCCCCGCAGGUGCUGGUGCGGUGCGAAGACACGGCUCUCUACCCGGCGCCCGAACGGUGGCGAGGCUGGGCGGUGCAUGCGGACGCCAUGCGGGAGAACUUUGGCUCCACCAUCGCUCUGGGAUCUCCGGUGGCCAAACCUGAAUUGGUGGCCCAGAUCGAGGAUGGCCGUCUCCUUCCAGCCAAGGGUCAAGGGGAUGCCGGCCCGAGGGGGCUCCCGGGGGCUGCCAAUGCAGGAUCUGCAGCCCCGGAGAUGGGAAGUGAGGCGAAGAAGGGCCACCCGCCCCCACUGUCAUUGCCGCCAACACCGGGGGGACUGGACCAGCGAGGGGUGGGAGAAUCAAAGCCGCCGGAGAGGAGUUGCCCAGCAGGCGAGUGGCUGAUCCGGACGGUGAAGGUGGAGGCCGAGGACUACACGGAGUGGCCGGCUGGCCUGAGCGCGGAGGUGCUUUUCUCGGGGGUCCCUCCAGGGAGCGUCUGCAAGGCGGAGGGCCCGCCCCCCCGGGUGGAGUACCGGGGCAAUGGGGGCCUGGGCGAGCUCUCGGGCCUGGCGCUCCAGCAGUGGCAGAUGCUGAGCGAGGAGAAGCCCCUGGCCUGCCCCAAGUGCGAGCAUCCCGGGGGCCCUCUGGGCGGAGGCGGGGUUGACAACGGAGACCCCCGCCCUCGCCCGUUCGCCUGCCCCCAGUGCGGCAAGGCCUUUGGCAAGAAGGCCCACCUGACCCGCCACGCCCGCAUCCACACCGGCGAGCGCCCCUUCGCCUGCUCGCACUGUGGCCGUCGCUUCUCGCAGAAGAUCCACCUGGGCUCCCACGAGCGGGUGCACACGGGCGAGCGGCCCUUCCCCUGUGACCGCUGCCCCAAGAGCUUCCGCAAGAAGACCCACCUGGUGCGCCACCAGCUCACCCACACCGGGGAGCGGCCCCACCCCUGCGCCCUCUGCACCCGCAGCUUUGUGCACCGGCGGCACCUGCUGCGGCACCAGCGCCUCCACGAGGAGGGGGCCACGCCCGAGGGGGACCGCUUAGAACCAGGGCAAGCCCCGGGGAGCGUCAGCAGUGAUCCCCAGCCCCGGGCGGAUGUGGGUCUCUGUGGGCCCCCCACUGAACAGGGACAGGCUGUGGCUACCUCCGUUGAACUCGGACCAGCAGCACCCCCACCCGUGGAAGUCAGCGAGAUGGGGCCGACGGCCAUGUUGUACCGGGAACCAAGCGAACUGGUUCCAUUCCCCCCGUCCUGCAUGGGACACCCGGAAAUGUACCAGGGCUCCGUCCUAUUCAAGGCCCCAGUUGAGCAGGAGAUGGCCAGGCUCCCAUGCAUUGAACAUAACAUCCAGAGAGAGGUCAUGGCACUGGGUUUUCCUUAUCCGGAGCAAGGGCACUGUGGGCCUGUCUGCGGGGCACAGGAGCAGGCAGAGGGGGGCAACCCCUGCGUGGAGCCAGUGAGCAAGACCGAGCCAGAGGGAGACCCCGACACCGCCUGCCCGCAGCCAGAAGAGAAGCCGUUCCUCUGCUCGGACUGUGGGAAGGCCUUUGCCUGGAGGAAGAACCUGGCCUCCCACCAGCGGCUCCACACUGAAGGGGGGAGGCCCUUUUCCUGUGCGGAGUGUGGCCGGGGCUUCAGCGACAAGCGUCACCUUACAGCGCACUUGCGCGGACACAUGGGACUGCUGCCAUAUGCUUGUCCUCACUGCGAGAGGAGCUUUGCCCACCGGGCCGGCCUGGCCUCGCACCAGUGUGGGGGUCAUGCCGGGCAGCGCCCCUUUGCCUGCGCCGAAUGCGGCCGCUGCUUUGCCCACAAGCGGCACCUGCAACGGCACCGGCGCAACCAGCACUCGGCUGAGCGGCCUUUCUCCUGCGCACAGUGCGGCCGCACUUUCGGCACCCGGGCCAGCUUGGUGGCGCAUGUCAAAUCCCAUGCCGGCCAGCGCCCCUUCGCCUGUCCACUCUGUGGCCGGGCAUUCAGCCGGAAAUCCCACCUGGCCCGACACGAAGCCGUCCACACGGGUCUGCGGCCGCACGCCUGCACCCAGUGCCCCCGGCGCUUCAGCUCCAAGACCAAUUUGGUGCGGCACCAGGCUGUCCACACCGGCCUGCGCCCAUACAUUUGCACCCACUGUGCCCGGAGCUUCAGCCGCAAGACUCACCUCUUGCGCCACGAACGGACUCACACCACCACCACGGCCCCCUUGCCCAGCGCGACAGGUUGGGCAGUUGCCUCCUUGCCCCAGGGCUCCCUGCCUAGCCAACCCCAGCCAGAACAGCCCCUCAUCUUCCCUGUGGCUUUUGACUCCCAUUGGCAGUGACAAAAUGGCCACCCGCUUGUGCUCUCAGCAUUCAUUGACUCGGUUUGUGCUUAGUGCGCUACAAAAUUGGCAGAGUCACGCACGUUGUUAAAAGGAAUUAGAUGCCCACAAAUCAAUUUUAAACAAAAUACAAAUUACUGUAUGUCAUCGCAUAAUAGUCACUAUCUCCCAUUUUGGUAGGGAAAGGGGGGUACAACUGUGAUGCAAUGGCGACUAUUAUGUGGUGAAAAGAGCCCCAUUCUGGGGGGCCAAUAAAAGGAAUUAGAGGCCCACAAAUCAAUUUUUAACAAAAUACAAAUUACUGUACAUCAUCGCAUAAUAGUCACAAUCUCCCAUUUGGGUAGAGAAAGGGGGGGGUACAACUGUGAUGCAAUGGUGACUAUUAUGUGGUGAAAAGAGCCCCAUUCUGGGGGUCCAAUAAAAGGAAUUAGAUGCCCACAAAUCCAUUUUAAACAAAAUACAAAUUACUGUACAUCAUCGCAUAAUAGUCACAAUCUCCCAUUUUGGUAAGGAAAGGGGGGGGGGUACAACUGUGAUGCAAUGGCGACUAUUAUGUGGUGAAAAGAGCCCCAUUUUGGGGGUCGAAUAAAAGGAAUUAGAUGCCCACAAAUCCAUUUUAAACAAAAUACAAAUUACUGUACAUCAUCGCAUAAUAGUCACAAUCUCCCAUUUUGGUAAGGAAAGGGGGGUACAACUGUGAUGCAAUGGCGACUAUUAUGUGGUGAAAAGAGCCCCAUUUUGGGGGUCGAAUAAAAGGAAUUAGAUGCCCACAAAUCCAUUUUAAACAAAAUACAAAUUACUGUACAUCAUCACAUAAUAGUCGCAAUCUCCCAUUUUCAUAGGGAAAUUGGGGGGGGGGGUACAACUGUGAUGCAAUGGUGACUAUUAUGUGGUGAAAACAGCCCUAUUCUGGGGGUCCAAUAAAAGGAAUUAGAUGCUCACAAAUCCAUUUUAAACAAAAUACAAAUUACUGUACAUCAUCACAUAAUAGUCGCAAUCUCCCAUUUUCGUAGGGAAAUGGGGGGGGGGUACAACUGUGAUGCAAUGGCGACUAUUGUGUGGUGAAGAAGCAGGAAAAUCGCAUUCAAUAGCAUAUUAAAUCUGAUAUUUCUCUUAUUUUCUGAAAUCACCACUUUUGACCAAGGCAAUAAAAUGAUGAAAACUAAACCUAGCAUAAUUUAUUUUACUGUUGCUCCUCCUGUGGACUGACAACAGACUUUGCUCCCCUCUCCUGGAAUUUCCCACAUUAAGUGGGGUGUCUUCAGAUUUCUGCUGAAAUAGAUCUGAGCAGUCCAUCUUGACCACCCUGAGGACUAGAAACUUACAUUUGAGGGUGAAAUUAUCAGAUCCUUCAAAUGCUGGCCAAAACCGAACUGUGUGCUGCGUAUCAGCGAAUACACACGGACCCAGGCGCAUUCCCCAGCCGCCUGGUUUUUUAUUAGAUACACAAGACUCAACAGAAUAACCAGUAUUCUCAGUUUUAAACAAAGACGGGACUAUUUUUAAUAGUGAACCAGUCAUUUUAGUAGCAUCCCAAGGCAAUUGUAAAUUACGUUUUUGUAAAACUCUCUCUCUGAUGUAAACAAGAAUAAAGUGAUCAAAUUCUA